This is a messenger RNA of Solanum stenotomum, 2000 nucleotides long. Its product is annotated as isovalerate--CoA ligase AAE2-like. The coding region runs from base 40 to 1803 and encodes 587 amino acids. The transcript is spliced from 2 exons. The record is from RefSeq and is a predicted model, not a curated record. Lineage: Eukaryota; Viridiplantae; Streptophyta; Magnoliopsida; Solanales; Solanaceae.
CAUUGUUUUAGUCUUCCAUUUUUUUUCAAAUCUUUCAUCAUGAAUCAGUUUUUCAAAAACUCAAGAUUGGUUCUUGGGAUUUUCAAUUCCAUUAAAAUCCACUCAAAAACUACAAAAUUGACUAGGGAAUUUAGCAAUCUUUCUGAAUCUUGGAAAUCAAUGGAGGGUUUUGUUAAAUGUAGUGCAAAUUUUGAACCAUUGACACCUUUAAGUUUCUUGGAAAGAGCAGCUAAUGUUUUUAGGGAUACAACUUCUGUUAUUUAUGGUGAAAAAUUGAAGUAUAAUUGGGAACAAACUCAUAAUAGAUGUGUUAAACUUGCUUCUGCUCUGGUUCAUUUGGGGAUUUCUCAUGGUGAUGUGGUUGCAACUCUGGCUCCUAAUGUACCGGCAAUGCAAGAGCUACAUUUUGCAGUACCGAUGGCUGGAGCCGUUCUUUGUACAUUAAAUACACGCCAUGAUUCAGCUAUGUUAUCGAUACUUCUGAUGCAUUCGGAAGCAAAAGUCAUAUUUGUGGAUCAGAAAUUGCUCGAAAUUGCUCAAGGAGCAUUAGCUCUCCUUGCUGACAAGAAACAGAAUCUACCUCUUCUUGUUGUGAUCUGUCAAACUGAUGAAUCCUCUGCUGUUGAAAACUUAAACCCUCGCGAUCACGAUUAUGAAAGUCUCCUAGGAAGUGGGGAUAGCAAUUUUGCUAUAAGAUGGCCGAGAACAGAAUUUGAUCCUAUUAGUAUUAACUAUACUUCAGGUACAACAUCGCAACCCAAAGGAGUUGUUUACAGUCACAGAGGUGCGUAUCUCAAUACCAUCGCCACUUUUUUGCUUCACGAGAUGAGUUUGUUCCCUGUUUAUCUUUGGACCGUUCCAAUGUUUCACUGCAACGGUUGGUGCAUGGUUUGGGGGCUUGCAGCAUUGGGUGGCACGAAUGUUUGUCUUAGAAAUGUCUCUCCAAAAGGCAUAUUCGAAAACAUUUCGUUGCACAAAGUCACACAUAUGGCCGGGGCACCAACUGUCUUGAACAAGAUUGUGAACUCGCCCCUGUGUGAUCUAAAGCCACUCCCUCAUAAGGUUAAAAUAAUGACAGGUGGUUCACCGCCUCCUCCACAAGUUAUUGCCAAAAUGGAGGAGCUAGGAUUCGAAGUAAAUCACUUAUACGGACUAACAGAGACAUACGGUCCAGGUACGUAUUGUUUGUGGAAGCCCGAGUGGGAUUCUUUACCUCCUGACGAAAAAUUUAUACUGAAAGCAAGACAAGGAGUACAACAUCUUUGUUUAAAAGAAGUCGAUAUACGAGAUUCUACCACCAUGGAAAAAGUGCCUGCUGAUGGUAAAACAAUUGGAGAGAUCAUGUUUAGAGGGAACACAGUAAUGAGUGGAUACUUAAACGAUACGAAAGCAACAGAGGAAGCUUUUAAAGGCGGAUGGUUUCACAGCGGUGAUCUUGCUGUGAAACAUCCUGAUGGUUAUAUAGAAGUUAAGGACCGGUUGAAAGACAUUAUUAUCUCCGGUGGAGAAAACAUAAGCACGGUUGAGGUGGAACGAGUUUUGUAUAGUCAUCCAGCAGUUGUUGAAGCAGCAGUAGUCGCAAGACCAGAUAACCAUUGGGGGCAAACACCUUGCGCGUUUGUGAAGUUGAAGGAAGGAUUGAUUGUUGACGAUCAAGAAAUCAUCAAUUUUUGUCGAGAUAUUUUGCCUCAUUACAUGGCACCUCGGACAGUCAUAUUCGAAGAUAUCCCUAAAACUUCGACAGGCAAGAUACAGAAAUUUAUCUUGAGGGAGAAAGCGAACGCGUUGGGUAGUCUUUUCUAGAGUGAAAUGAAGCAGCAGAACUUGGCUUUGCUGAAAAAUCUUAGUAUCAAUGUGUUGAUAAAUGUAUGUUUGCAUUGUUCUGCAAAAUGUUGGGACAUGCAGCUGAACAUGGGAAUUUUCCCUGUCUGAGCACUUGAAAAAAUGAAAUAGCAAAAUUCGAUCCAAUUUAUCAUAAUUGAUUAGUUAACAUGUUGGAA